CCGAAGCCGGAAGUUCUGCCGGGAUGGAGAAGGCGGGACGGUAGAGCCUGGGAGUGGACUGAGCUUCGCGGGAGCGGCGGAGGCUGCAAGGGGGGGGACCGUCCGGGCGCCGGCUUGGUGAAAAUGACAGCCAUCAAGCAUGCCUUACAGAGGGAUAUUUUCACUCCAAAUGAUGAGCGUUUACUGAGCAUUGUUAAUGUUUGCAAAGCAGGGAAAAAAAAGAGGAACUGCUUCUUAUGUGCUACAGUGACAACUGAACGCCCAGUGCAGGUGAAGGUGAUCAAGGUAAAAAAAUCCGAUAAAGGUGACUUCUACAAGAGGCAGAUUGCAUGGGAGCUUCGGGAUCUGACUGCUGUUGACGCCAAGGAUGCCAUCAAAGAAAGUUCUGAAUUUGAUCUGCAUUUUGACAAAGUAUAUAAAUGGGUUGCUAGCAGUAUAGCAGAAAAGAAUACUUUUAUUUCGUGUAUUUGGAAACUCAAUCAGCGGUAUAUUAGAAAGAAAAUUGACUUCAUCAAUGUUAGUUCUCAGCUUCUGGAAGAAUCUGUUCCCAGUGGUGAAAACCAGAAUGUGGGAGGAACAGACGAAGAGGCGGUGGAUGAAUAUCAAGAAUUAAAUGCUAGAGAAGAGCAAGAUAUUGAAAUAAUGAUGGAAGGCUGUGAAUAUGCUAUCUCUAAUGCAGAAGCUUUUGCAGAUAAGUUGUCUAGAGAGCUACAAGUUCUUGAUGGGGCAAACAUCCAGUCGAUUAUGGCCUCUGAGAAACAGGUGAACAUUUUGAUGAAAUUGCUGGAUGACGCUCUGAAAGAAGUGGACCAAAUCGAAUGGAAGCUGAGCAGUUACGAGGACAUGCUCCGGAGUGUGAAAGAACAAAUGGAUCAGAUUUCAGAAAGCAACCAUCUAAUUCAUCUCAGCAACACAAACAACCUAAAACUGCUGUCGGAGAUAGAGUUCCUUGUUAACCACAUGGACUUGGCCAAGGGCCACAUCAAGGCCCUCCAAGAAGGAGACCUCUCCUCUUCACGCGGCAUUGAGGCUUGCACAAAUGCAGCAGAUGCACUUCUACAAUGCAUGAAUGUAGCUCUUCAGCCAGGACAUGAAUUGCUUCAAGCGGUCAAUCAACAACAGCAGCGAUUUAGUGACCUGCGUGAGCUGUUUGCCCGAAGACUAGCCAGCCAUCUCAACAACGUCUUUGUUCAACAGUUUAUUGAACUGGAGAAAGGUCUGAGUAACAGGGCCUACUAUCUUUCAGUUUCUGGCCAUGACCAGAGCUCCACCCUUGCUCAGCACUCUGCGGAGCUGACCUUGCCAAACCAUCACCCUUUUCACCGAGACCUGCUCCGGUAUGCCAAACUUAUGGAGUGGUUAAAGAACACGGAUUAUGGGAAAUAUGAAGGGCUGACAAAGAACUAUAUGGAUUAUUUAUCACGCUUGUACGAUCGAGAAAUAAAGGACUUCUUUGAAGUUGCCAAGAUUAAAAUGACAGGCGCAACCAAGGAAGGAAAGAAGUUUGCCACUCUGCCUCGAAAAGAAAGUGCUGUCAAACAGGAAACAGAGAGCCUUCACGGAAGCUCUGGGAAAUUGACCGGCUCAACAUCUAGCUUAAACAAACUCUCCGUUCAGAGUUCAGGAAGCCGUAGAUCUCAGUCAUCCUCGUUGCUAGAUAUGGGAAACAUGUCCGCUUCUGACCUUGAUGUGGCAGAUAGGACUAAGUUUGAUAAGAUUUUUGAACAGGUCUUGAGUGAAUUAGAGCCACUUUGUCUGGCAGAACAGGACUUUAUUAGUAAAUUCUUCAAACUUCAACAGCAUCUCAGCAUUCCUGGAACACCCGUGAGUGAUACUGAGGAGACGGAUGGAGGAAUUUCAACAAGACCACACAAUAUUGGUGGGCUGCAAUCAGCAUAUUCAGAGAAUCAUAUGAUCCGGCAAAUGAUGAUAAAAAUAUUUCGCUGUGUGGAACCAGAACUGAAUAACCUCAUUGCUCUGGGCGACAAGAUUGACAGCUUUAAUUCCCUCUAUAUGCUAGUGAAAAUGAGUCAUCACGUGUGGACCGCGCAAAAUGUGGAUCCAACGUCCUUCCUCAGCACAACUCUUGGAAAUGUUUUAGUGACUGUCAAACGAAACUUCGAUAAAUGCAUUAGUAAUCAGAUAAAGCAGAUGGAAGAUGUAAAGAUAUCCAAGAAGAGCAAAGUUGGAAUCCUUCCUUUCGUUGCUGAAUUUGAAGAGUUCGCAGCUUUGGCUGAAUCUAUAUUCAGAAAUGCUGAACGCAGAGGAGAUCUGGAUAAAGCUUACCUGAAACUUAUUCGCGCAGUUUUUGCUAAUGUUGAGAAAGUAGCAAAUGAAAGCCAAAAGACUCCUCGGGAUGUGGUUAUGAUGGAGAACUUUCACCAUAUCUUUGCAACGCUCUCUCGUUUGAAGAUCUCCUGUCUAGAGGCCGAGAAAAAGGAAGCUAAGCAGCAAUACACAGAUUACUUACAGUUAUAUGUGAUCUACUCUUUGGGACAGCCGCUUGAGAAAUUAAAUCACUUCUUUGAGGGUGUGGAAGCCCGUGUGGCUCAAGGAGUGCGAGAAGAGGAAGUGAGCUACCAGCUGGCCUUCAGUAAACAAGAGCUAAGAAAGGUUAUUAAAGAGUAUCCUGGCAAAGAAGUCAAAAAGGGAUUGGACAACCUUUAUAGAAAGGUGGACAAACAUCUGUGUGAAGAAGAAAACCUACUGCAGGUGGUAUGGCAUUCCAUGCAAGAUGAAUUCAUAAGGCAAUACAAGCAUUUCGAAGGCUUAAUAGCACGUUGCUAUCCUGGUUCUGGAAUUACUAUGGAAUUUACUAUUCAGGAUAUUUUAGAUUACUUCUCCAGCAUUGCACAGUCACACUGAAAUUUACCCGGCGCAAAACAAGCUCACAAAGUUGCUGGAAAGCAUCACUGACACUGGAAGUUGUCAUUUUGAGGAAUGGCAGGGUGUUCUUAAUUAUCUUCAUACAUAUCAGCAGCUGGCUUAGGCCAGCUUUCCUCAAUGUAACUGCUGUAGUAUAUAAAAUUGGAUUACAGUUCUGAGAAAUCACAGCAGGAUUGUCCUUGGGCCUACUGGCUAAGAAUUAUGAUCCAGUCCAUUCAGUUGGAAAGUUGGCCUAGGUAAAAAUACUGCCUAAUUGUUGGAUAAAGAGUGUUGAACUGUACAUUUUCACAUGUAAGCGGCAUGUCAAAUGUAUAUUUAUUAUACUAACUUCAUCUGCUUUCCUAAUCCUUUACUUUUAGAAAUCAGUAAGUAUAGAUAUUGUAUCAACAUCUGGUGUUUUCCCCCCCUUGAAAGUGCAUGUUAAUAUAUAGAUUAAUAAGAUGGCUGAGUUUCUGAGAAUUAAUUUACAAGAUUAUGUAAUUGCAGCUCUUUUGAAGUAUAUAAAAAAGCUCUUUACAAAAAAAGUACUUAUUUCCUGGGGGAGAUUAUUAGCGGUGCCUCAGCGUGGCACAAAGGAAAAAAUGCUUUAUUUCUCCAGAAACACCCAGUGAUUGAAGUGAAUGUUCAGUGCAUUGAUUGAGGCUUCCUUGGCAACUCUGAAAUUUUUAGAUUUAGGCCAUCAUAACUAAAUCUGUUUGAAUGGGUUAGGGUUAGAAACAAAAACGCAAGAUACUACUCUUCUGUAAAAGAACUGUUGAAACUCAACUUAUCUUUUCUAGGUUAUGUCCUAAUAUUUAACCUUUUAACUCACAUGACACAGAAUUCACUUGCCAAUGUAUUUAUCUAUCUCAGUUUCUUCCUCACUGUUUUUGCUCAAGCUAUUUUGGAUAUCUUGAGUCGAUAAGGAUUUCAGGUGCUGUGGAAAUUAGGUUUUCUCACCUACUGGUUUUAUUACUGGUGGAAAUGGUGUGGAAACUGGACUACCUCUUUGCAGAACUUCUUUCUAUUUAGUAGUAGCAAGAAAGGAAUUUGUAGAAAUGUUUGGCUUGUUCCUUCCCACAAAGCUGUUUUUUCACCAUGUACUAUACAAUGAGCAUAUGAAGAAAGCAACCUGAACUAGCAUGUGAUGGUAACAGUUGUCAUGCUAUUUGACCACACUACAAACACAAAUGAUAAUGUGUACCUUGCUUUCAAAGAGUCAAUAUGCCAUGUCACCCUCCCCGAGGAACUCAACAUGUACCUUUCUAAUUCUUAGGCCUAAGAACCAUUUGUUUAUAUUCUAUUUUAGUUGUGUAGCUUCAGUUUGUUGGCCCUCAGACCAUCCUGUAUCCAGGCAAAUGUUAAAUACUUGUACAGCCUUUCCUGAUUCAAGUGAAAAGGAGAAAGUGCGUUGGAGAAUGAAACGUGAAUAAAUGUUACCAUGCCGAUCACGCUGUAUCUAUUGGUCCUGC
Messenger RNA from Pseudonaja textilis, 4337 nucleotides. The record is from RefSeq and is a predicted model, not a curated record. Lineage: Eukaryota; Metazoa; Chordata; Lepidosauria; Squamata; Elapidae.